This is a messenger RNA of Drosophila mauritiana, 3113 nucleotides long. It is a transcript of the gene aft, whose product is annotated as cap-specific mRNA (nucleoside-2'-O-)-methyltransferase 2. Gene Ontology annotation, cellular component: nucleus; cytoplasm. The transcript is spliced from 3 exons. Gene Ontology annotation, molecular function: methyltransferase cap1 activity. The record is from RefSeq and is a predicted model, not a curated record. The coding region runs from base 68 to 2173 and encodes 701 amino acids. Gene Ontology annotation, biological process: 7-methylguanosine mRNA capping. Lineage: Eukaryota; Metazoa; Arthropoda; Insecta; Diptera; Drosophilidae.
GCUUUUUCCAUCUCUAUUGUGCCGAAGAUCGCAUUGUUUUUGAGGUACGAUUUUAAAUUUUGCCGGAAUGAGCUUUCGUUCGUCUCCGCAGGGACGGCCACACCCAAUGGCGGACUAUAAGUCCAUCCGGCCCUCCGAAUUGGAGCAGCUCUUCGAAAAGAAGUUCCACUAUCAGAAGCCGAAAGGAAACACAUCGUGGCAGUUGCCGCCACCGGAUCAGGCUCUCUUCAGUGAGUUCUACCAGUUCGAGGCGCUGCAGGGACUGCGCGAGCAGCUGAAUGCGGUUAAAAGCAAACUUAAUGACUAUGGAGUACAGGAAUGGAGUGCUCACACCAACAGGCGGGACCCUUCUGGCGAGGUGUCCUGGCGCCUGAAGAACGACACGAAGGCCGAGUUUGUAACUGUGGCCUGGUGCAAGUUGUUCGAGUGCCUGCAUCGUUAUCCAUUGGUCACGAAGCCGGCGGUCCACAGUAUGCAUCUCUGCGAGGCACCCGGUGCCUUCAUUGCAUCUCUGAACCACUACCUUCAUAGCAAAUAUGAAAAGAAUGAGAUUAAAUGGCGCUGGCGCUCAACUACAUUGAAUCCCUACUAUGAAGGCAAUGCCCUAAACCAGAUGAUCAGCGAUGACAGGUUCAUCUUCCACACGCUGGACAACUGGCUGUUCCACAAAGAUCUCACUGGAAAUCUACUAGAUGUGGCCAACAUUGACCACCUGGUGGAACGUUGUGAGUUGGAGUUCCAGGGACAGGUGGAUCUUGUCACUGCCGAUGGUUCCAUCGAUUGUGCCGCACAGCCUGAUUGCCAGGAAGAGAUAGUGGUUCGCCUGUUCUUUGCUGAAGUACUCAGUGCCUUGAGAAUUCUCUCAAGUGGCGGUAACUUCCUGGUGAAGAUGUUUACCCUCUUCGAGGCUUGCAGUGUAUCUCUACUUUACACACUCAACUGCAUUUUUGAGGAGGUGCACAUCUUUAAGCCGGCUACUUCCAAGCGGGGAAAUUCGGAAGUGUAUGUAAUCUGCCUGAACUACAACAAGGACCAUCCCGGCUUGCAUCCUUUGCUAGAGGAGAUAAAGAGCAAGCUUGCUCAGCCAAAUGACACAUUGGUGAUGCCAUUGUUUGCCAGGUCCCAGAUCCCCCAGGACUUUCUCAUGCAGCACGAGAUUGCCUGCCGUCUGUAUAUGAAGCUUCAAACGGAUGCCAUCGAGGGAAGUAUCUAUGCCUACGAGUCCAAUGAUCGUCAUUAUCUGAGACAUCUUCAUCACCUGCGCAGCCUUGUCUCCAACACCUACUACAGUCUAUACAAAGUGAAGCCCUUGGAAGAUACCCUGUGCAUCGUUGACAAGGAGGCCACAAGUAAGGCUCUGGGAUUCCAUGUGCCUGUCUAUGGCGGAUCCUACACAGAAAGGGAGUCCUUGAAACACGGUGACCUUCUCAAGCAGAUUUACUGCUUGCGCCGGGAAUUUAACCAACUGGAGAAGUGUCUUAACAAUAGAACAUCAUAUUCAUACGUUAAAAGCAGAGCAGCACCCUUGAAUCUUCAAGUUUCCCGAGGAGCUCCUGUUCAGAGCCUGCAAAGCAGCAUGUUUGCCUCGGAACCAAUACUCAUUCUGCGCCUUCGCAUCCUUGACACAUUUGAUCUCGACCCUGUCUGGCAGUCUGCUCCAAAGUGCCAAUUGGGCAGCAAGACACUGAGCUACCUGCCACCAACAGAAAACGAGGCCUUCCACACGGCCCAGCAGCGCUUUUUCAUUGAUCUCCUGGAAGCAGUAAAGGAACUGAAGUCCGACAGCAUUGUCUUUCACAAGUUCCUGUUUCUCACCCACUAUGCGGCAUCGCUGCUCCUAUUUCUCAUAGAGAGCGUUUAUCAGGACUGUAGUUUUAAUAGCAAUCUAGCGCAAACUCUCACGUUGAGUAAGCUUAAAGAUACGGCUAACAGUGCGUUGGAACAGGUGCUGGAACUCAUUAAGGACGAGCGGGCGGGGGCCAUUCACAGCCUGCUGGACAUUAAGGAGCUUCAGAAGAACCAGUUCAGCAAGGCCCUCAUUCAGCACAACCACAGCAUGCUGAUGACCUGCUUCCGUAACAUGUUGGGCGAGGAAUCAUUUCCCAUGCCCGUGGUGGCUCCAACAUCCACCUCAGAUGUCGGCUCAGUCCAAGAGUCGGCAGCUGUAUUUUAACAUAACGAACAUGUAUUUCUCACUUGCAUCAAAUUACAGUGCUACUUUUACAAAACUAGGUACUCUGCCGGGGAAAUAUAUGCAUAAAUGUUUUCUGAGGAUAGUUUUUCAGGGAUCAAAAAUGAAAAUUAAAUAACUAACUGAAAAAUCACAAGACUAAGGGGUAAGGGUACACAUGGGUUGUGGACUGACCCACCUCCUCCAGCUAUACCUUCGCCUAUCCGCUAGUCGGCCGGACGUUUUUCGCUGUGCUUCUUGGUGUAGUCCUCGGCGUUUUUCACGAAUUUUUUGCGGUCCUUAAGAAACUCCUCGGCCAACUCCGCCCGCAGUGGAUGCUCCGGCUCAGGCUCGUUGAUUAAGUCCACCAGUGCCUGGACGACCUGGUCGGUGCGUGUGGCCGGUUUCCAGUUCUCCGUACUGAUAAUGGGCAAGCACACCUGGCCCUUCUCAUCGAUGUUCGGAUGGUAGAUGCGUGUCUUGAAGUUAAUCUUGGGCGGCUUGAAGGGAUACUCCGCCGGGAAGUUGAUCUCGAUGCGGAAGGCGCCCUUGUUGUACGGCGGAUUGUCCGGCACAAUCAAUCCCGUCCAGCGCAGCAGGUUGUCAUCGUCCGCCUUAAUGUCCCGGAAGGCCUUCAGUGCGUUGCCCUGCAAAUCGCCCAAUUCUUUUCGCAGGCGUCGCGGCGCAGUCAUCGUGACGUCUGUGUGUGUGUUUCCUUAUGCUGGUGUGUGCGUGGGUGUGUGAGCAACGGAAAGAGGAGGGGGCCACCUUGCCAAUGUGUGCGUGUGCACUUUUGUUUGCCCUUGUGUGAGCUGCAAAUCGAUGGUUUCGUUUUCCGGAUGAGUAAUACCCUCGUUUGGCCGCCGGUGUUUCGUUGUUGGUGGGCUCCUAGUGCUCCAGUUGCGGCGUGUCACCUUUGAUUUUCGCACUGGCCCAAAAAAAA